GCUGGGCCCGGCCGUCAGCGGAGGCGCCGCGGGCGGUACCGGCACCAUGUUCCGCCGCAAGCUCUCGGCACUCGACUACCACAACCCCGCCGGCUUCAACUGCAGGGAUGAAACAGAAUUCAGAAAUUUUAUUGUCUGGCUCGAAGACCAGAAAAUCCGACAUUACAAGAUUGAAGACCGAGGGAAUUUAAGAAACAUACACAGCGAUGACUGGCCUAAAUCGUUUGAAAAGUAUAUGAAAGAUGUAAACUGUCCUUUCAAAAUACAAGAACGACAAGAAACAGUGGACUGGCUUCUCGGCUUAGCGGUUAGGCUCGAGUAUGGAGAUAAUGCUGAUAAGUAUAAGGAUUCUACCCCUGAUGGUGCUAAAAAUACUGACAACACAGCAAAAAAUGCAGAACCGCUGAUUAACUUGGACGUGAAUAAUCCUGAUUUCAAGGCUGGAGUGAUGGCUUUAGCUAAUCUGCUUCAAAUUCAGCGACAUGAUGAUUACUUGGUAAUGCUUAAGGCAAUUCGCAUUUUGGUUCAAGAGCGCUUGACGCAGGACGCCAUAGCGAAGGCCAGUCAGUCCAAGGAGGGUUUGCCUGUCGCUUUAGAAAAGCACAUUCUUGGUUUUGACACAGGAGAUGCUGUUCUCAAUGAAGCUGCCCAAAUUCUCCGACUGCUGCAUAUAGAGGAGCUCCGAGAGCUGCAAACAAAAAUUAAUGAAGCGAUUGUAGCAGUUCAGGCGAUUAUUGCUGAUCCCAAGACGGACCACAGACUGGGGAAAGUCGGGAGAUGAACAGAUAAAAGCUUGUAGUCUCUUGUGUACUUAGUACAAUUAGGAACUAUGUACAACUCUGUACAACUCUGGCAUGCAGUUUGAAAUGGUAUUAUUUUACUGUUUUGCAAGAAAACAGGAAAUUGAAUUCUGA
Gymnogyps californianus (California condor) is the source of this 914-nucleotide messenger RNA. It is a transcript of the gene RTRAF, whose product is annotated as RNA transcription, translation and transport factor. The transcript has 8 exons. Gene Ontology annotation, molecular function: RNA binding. Bases 47 to 781 code for a protein of 244 amino acids. The record is from RefSeq and is a predicted model, not a curated record. Gene Ontology annotation, cellular component: tRNA-splicing ligase complex. Gene Ontology annotation, biological process: tRNA splicing, via endonucleolytic cleavage and ligation. NCBI's taxonomy places the organism in Eukaryota, Metazoa, Chordata, Aves, Accipitriformes, Cathartidae.